AUGUUGUUAAAUGACUCGAUCUUUGGGAUCUUCUUUUUCUACCAGACUGCCUUUGGCUUUCUAGGCAACUCAACAAUGCUGAUGGUGUAUCUCAAAGCUUUCGUGACUCAACCCCAGCAGAAGAAAACCAUAGACCUGAUCCUCACCCACUUGACCAUGGUCAACACUGGGACACUUCUCACCCGUGGGGUCCCAGAAAUGUUGGUUGCCUUUGGGAUGAAAGACAUUCUGAGUGAUGCUGGGUGUCAGAGUCUCAUGUACAUUAACAGAGUGUGUCGUGGUCUUUCCAUCUGCACCACUUGUCUCCUAAGCAUGUUCCAGGCCAUCACCAUCAGUCCAAGCACCUCCUACUGGGCUCGGCUCAAAUCCAGAGCCCCCAGUUACAUCCUCCCUUCCUUCCUCUUCUUCUGGGUCCUCAACAUGCUGAUCUACAUCCACGUGAUUACCUCCACUAGAAGCAUUAGAAAUGUCACUAUCGUGAGUCGUGGAUAUUUCUCAAAAUACUGUGUCGCUGACCGUAGUGGGAAUAUGAUCCAAUCGUUUACCUUUCUAUGUGCCAUGACUGUCCGAGAUCUCGUCUUUGUGCUCCUCAUGAGCUGGGCCAGCGGCUACAUGGUGACUGUGCUCUAUCGACACCGUAAACAAGUCCAGCACAUCCGUGGGGCCAGCCUCUCCCCCAGAUCCUCUGCAGAGACCAGAGCCACCCACAUCAUCCUGCUCCUGGUCUCCUGCUUCGUUUGUUUUUAUUGCAUCAACAGCGGCAUUACCCUGUACGUGACGUAUGCAAUCCAAAGAGAUGCUGAUAUGGAAAGUGUUGCGACAUUCUUCUCCGCUUGUUACCCUGCCCUCUGCCCCCUGGUCCUGAUCAGCAGUGAUCCCCGGAUCACCAAGACCCACUGCCCCCUGGGGAAGGAGAGACAUCCCUCCCUUUCCAUGAACCCCACAGCUGACCGGGUCAUUGCCAAGGACUAA
Messenger RNA from Tachyglossus aculeatus (Australian echidna), 972 nucleotides. RefSeq names its product vomeronasal type-1 receptor 4-like. The transcript has a single exon. Bases 1 to 972 code for a protein of 323 amino acids. Gene Ontology annotation, biological process: G protein-coupled receptor signaling pathway. The record is from RefSeq and is a predicted model, not a curated record. Gene Ontology annotation, molecular function: pheromone receptor activity. Lineage: Eukaryota; Metazoa; Chordata; Mammalia; Monotremata; Tachyglossidae. Gene Ontology annotation, cellular component: membrane.